Toxorhynchites rutilus septentrionalis is the source of this 689-nucleotide messenger RNA. RefSeq names its product histone H3-like. Gene Ontology annotation, cellular component: nucleosome. The transcript is spliced from 3 exons. The coding region runs from base 33 to 689 and encodes 218 amino acids. Gene Ontology annotation, molecular function: protein heterodimerization activity; DNA binding; structural constituent of chromatin. The record is from RefSeq and is a predicted model, not a curated record. NCBI's taxonomy places the organism in Eukaryota, Metazoa, Arthropoda, Insecta, Diptera, Culicidae.
UGAAACCGUUAACUCUACUGAAAUCGUAAGCAAUGGCUCGUACCAAGCAGACCGCUCGUAAAUCCACCGGAGGAAAGGCUCCUCGCAAACAGUUGGCCACUAAAGCUGCUCGUAAAAGUGCUCCAGCUACCGGAGGAGUCAAGAAGCCACAUCGUUAUCGACCAGGAACCGUCGCUUUGCGUGAGAUUCGUCGUUAUCAAAAGUCGACUGAAUUACUGAUCCGUAAGCUUCCAUUCCAACGUUUGGUUCGUGAGAUCGCUCAAGAUUUUAAGACCGAUCUUCGCUUCCAGAGCUCGGCUGUUAUGGCUCUGCAGGAAGCAAGUGAAGCUUAUCUGGUUGGAUUAUUCGAAGAUACCAAUCUGUCCAUUGCUAUAAAAAUGACUGGCCGUGGUAAAGGAGGAAAGGGACUGGGCAAAGGAGGAGCCAAGCGUCAUCGUAAGGUUCUGCGUGAUAACAUCCAGGGAAUCACAAAGCCCGCUAUCCGUCGUUUGGCUCGUCGUGGGGGAGUGAAGCGUAUUUCCGGUCUCAUCUACGAAGAAACUCGUGGUGUGCUGAAAGUAUUUCUGGAAAACGUUAUCCGAGAUGCUGUUACCUAUACCGAACACGCCAAACGGAAGACGGUUACCGCAAUGGACGUUGUGUACGCUUUGAAACGCCAAGGUCGUACUCUCUAUGGUUUCGGAGGUUAA